Molecule: messenger RNA, 1020 nt
Organism: Fulvia fulva
Lineage: Eukaryota; Fungi; Ascomycota; Dothideomycetes; Mycosphaerellales; Mycosphaerellaceae
Product: Thiamine thiazole synthase
Exons: 2
Coding region: 1-1020 (339 amino acids)
Biological process (GO): thiamine biosynthetic process
Source: RefSeq, a predicted model, not a curated record
AUGUCUCCCCCAGCUAUGAUGUACGAACAGCCAGCCUCUAACGGCCACUCUGUUCCCGUCGCAGCCUCUAAGCUGGCUGGCUUGCCACACAACACCGCCAUCCCAGUCGGUGGCCACACCAAGCCCCAGACUGUCGAUGAGAUGGCCGGAAACUGGAGCGACUUCAAGUUCGCACACAUCCGCGAGAGCCAGGUCUCCCGUGCCAUGACUAGGCGCUACUUCGCCGACCUUGACAACUAUGCCGAGAGCGACAUUGUCAUCGUUGGUGCUGGAAGCUGUGGCCUCUCCACCGCCUACUGCCUCGCCAAAGCUCGCCCAGACCUCAAGAUCGCCAUCAUCGAGGCUGGUGUUGCCCCAGGCGGAGGUGCAUGGCUCGGCGGUCAGCUCUUCAGCGCUAUGGUCAUGCGCAAGCCGGCCGAUGCCUUCCUGCGUGAGAUCGGUGUGCCUUACGAGGACGAUGGUGCCGACUCCAACUUCGUGGUCGUCAAGCACGCUGCUCUCUUCACCAGCACCGUCCUCUCCAAGGUGCUCCAGUUCCCGAACGUCAAGCUCUUCAACGCCACAGCUGUUGAGGAUCUCAUCACUCGCACUGAUGGCCAGGGCAACAUCCGCAUUGCUGGUGUCGUCACCAACUGGACUCUUGUGAGCAUGCAUCACGAUGACCAGAGCUGCAUGGACCCAAACACCAUCAACGCUCCUGUCAUCAUCUCUACUACUGGUCAUGACGGACCAUUCGGCGCCUUCUCCGUCAAGCGCCUUGUCUCCAUGGGCAGCAUCCCCGCCCUCGGCGGCAUGCGCGGUCUCGACAUGAACGUCGCCGAAGACGCCAUCGUCAAGGGCACCCGUGAGAUUGCCCCAGGUCUCAUUGUCGGCGGCAUGGAGCUGUCUGAAGUCGACGGCGCCAACCGCAUGGGCCCAACUUUCGGAGCCAUGGCACUCUCCGGUGUCAAGGCUGCCGAGGAGGCUCUCAAGAUCUUCGACCAGCGCAAGGCGGAGUGUGCUGAGAGUGGAAAGUACUAG